This is a messenger RNA of Lasiosphaeria miniovina, 714 nucleotides long. RefSeq lists its product as uncharacterized. The record is from RefSeq and is a predicted model, not a curated record. NCBI's taxonomy places the organism in Eukaryota, Fungi, Ascomycota, Sordariomycetes, Sordariales, Lasiosphaeriaceae. The coding region runs from base 1 to 714 and encodes 237 amino acids. The transcript is spliced from 4 exons.
AUGCCGGUGAAAAAGCGCAAGACAAGUCCUGCCCCUGCGAAGAGCGUGCAGCCCGCUGAAGAUUCCAUCACGAAUAGAAAGCCCCGCACUGACGCGGAUGAUGGCGAAGCAGUUGCAGCUGGACGCGUGCCGCUGCAGGACGUCACCGCGUCCAACACCGCGUCCAACACCGCACAGCACAACCCCAACCCCAAUCCUCCCGCAGCACCAUCAGAUGAUGCAACCCCACGCUGCUCGCUAGAGCCCGCUGCACCUGCACGGCGUUCCCACCCUAAUCUCGACGCCGCCAUCGCCGAUCUCGCCGUCGACCAGGCAAAAGAGCUGCUCAAGCGAUUCGCCCUGCAAUACGAGCCGCUCGCAGGCGCCGUCGUCGGCCUCGGCUGGAGCCGUCGCAUCCUGAAGCAGGCCCUCAGGAGCGCCGGCUUCAUUAGAGGCGUGCUGCUAGGCAAGGACGGGCGAUUGGACACUAUUCUGAACGCGAGCUCUGCCCUUCUGGACAUAUUCGAGAUCCCCGAGCCUCUCGACGCCAUAUUUCAGUCCGUCUUCUACCUUCUCGGCGGCGCGGAACGGCAGCUGCUGUUCUCCCGUACUCGGCGCGAUGGUGGGACGAAUUGCAACAAGGAGAAGGACGCGACUGAUGUCAAUGCAUCCUACGAGGUCUCGGGGAGUAUCAUGAAGGACGUCAAGUCCAUUGGCAAGGCGGCAACACCUUAA